AAAUCGUCGUGAUUGGAGGAUCAUACGGUGGCAUUGCCUGUAUCAAGCAGCUGCUACAUAGUCUCCCUAAGGAUGCAGAUGCAGCCAUCACACUAAUUGAAAGGUUUUUUUUAUGGCUAUGGCUAUUGCUUUAAUUUAGUAUUAAAUCAGACAUUACAUAGUUUAUGCAUAAGCAUACAACUAACGCCUGUUUUAAUGGAUUAUAUUUUUCUUAGUCGCGAUAAAAGGUUCCAUUGCAUUGCAUCCUACCGUGCAUUGGUCCAGAAGGAUUUUGCCAAAAAUCUCUGGAUCCCAUACACCAAUCUUUUCUCUAAGGAUUCCGCCCAUAGAGUGGUCCGUGGCACAGUCAAGAACAUAUUCUAUGAUCAUGUUAUCCUUGAUGCUGGUGAACAAUCUUCGUCCGAUAUCACUCUAUCCACUUAUCACCCUGAAACUGAUCCUCAGAGAAUCAACUUUGACUAUCUUGUGAUCGCUACAGGAUCUCAAGUCCCGGCGCCUGCUAAGUGGGAUGUCGAUAAUUCUGCAGAUGGACUUAAACUCUUGGACCAAGCCCGUGAAGAUCUUGAGGCAUCUGAGCGAAUUGUCAUCAUUGGUGGUGGAGCAUGUGGAUGCGAAGAGGCCGGCGAAAUCAAAUAUCGCUAUCCAAAAAAAAGCGUAACAGUGAUUCAUGAAGGACCAGCAUUGGUCGACUAUCCGGGAUAUCCUCAAAGCUUCAAGGAUGAAGCGCGUCGCUUCUUAGAAAAUCAAGGGGUUGAGGUGAUUUUAAAUGAGCGUGUAGAAAUCGAGGGCCUAUCGCGAGAGAAUGGUAUUCAAAAAGCCGAUAGGACUAUCAAACUCAAGCACUCUGGCAGGACUAUUCAAAGCGACAUGCAGUUCUUUUCGACUGGCAUGAGCGUUGACACUCAGCUCCUUUCUACUCUUCUUCCGUUUCCAGCGGUUUCGAGUGACAAAAAUAAAGAUGCGUUUGAUUUCAAGUCUCUGCUUGACCCAAAGACAAAGGCGAUUCUAGUCAAAUCAACACUGCAGCUCGACAACGACGCCUUUCAACACAUCUUUGCGAUCGGUGACGUGUCUAAAGCGGAUCCUGUGCUUACAGCGCAAGCGGCCGUCUCGGCUGGCGAAACGGCUGCCUGCAACAUUGUCAAAUUAAUCCAAAAUGCCAAGAGCAAACAUGAAGCUAAAGACUCUCUUUGUCACUCCAGCUACAAACUCGAGAAGUAUCAGCAUACUCGGCCUUUGAUGGUCUUGGCAAUGAAUCCCAAAGGGGGAGUGACUCACUUGCCAGUCCUCGGGACCUGGUUUGGUAAUCUAGGCGCAUGGCUUGUAAAGUCAAAUGAUCUGUUCUCUGGCCGCUUCUGGCAUGAGAUGAACAUGCAUCGGCCGUAAGCAUUAUAAAACAUCAUAUAGCACCUCGCAAUUACCGCCACUUGUAGAUACAUCCAGUUCUGCUCUUAAUACAAACUAGCCCAUUGCUUUUCCACA
Messenger RNA from Lobosporangium transversale, 1482 nucleotides. RefSeq lists its product as hypothetical. Gene Ontology annotation, molecular function: electron-transferring-flavoprotein dehydrogenase activity; flavin adenine dinucleotide binding. The record is from RefSeq and is a predicted model, not a curated record. The transcript is spliced from 2 exons. Gene Ontology annotation, cellular component: cytoplasm. NCBI's taxonomy places the organism in Eukaryota, Fungi, Mortierellomycota, Mortierellomycetes, Mortierellales, Mortierellaceae. Bases 196 to 1386 code for a protein of 396 amino acids.